UUUUUACUUUAAUUUUCUGCUUUUUAGGCCGGCAUUUUCUGUGCAAAUUUUUCUGCAAAAAGUGAAGAAAUUUCGCGUUUUGUAUUUUCAAACUGCGUGUUGUAGAGAGAGAAAGUGAGUGAGUGAGAUAAUGAGAGAGAAAUUAGUUCGGGUUUGAAGGAUCCGACAUUUUUACUGGAUUUUUCGGAGUUUUUGAUGAGGGAAUAAGGUAAAAAAGGUAGUUGCUUUGUGAGCUGUUGAAACACCCUAUUUUUUUCAUGAUUUUUACCUUAAGACGGUGAUGAUGAUGAAGACAGUUCUUUUUACUUGUAGUUAACUGAAAUUUGUUGAAGGAAAUAAUAUUUUCGUUGCUGAAUGGGGGCCAUUGCUGGUGAGGAAUUGAAGAAGUCGGAUAAGAUCACCGGAGUGAUGGCGGGAAGGGAGGAGAAAAUUUUGGUUUUGGUGAGGUUAAGGCCGUUAAGUGAGAAGGAAAUUUGCAAGAAUGAAGUUGCCGAUUGGGAAUGUAUCAAUGAAAGCACAGUCUUGUAUAGAAAUAGUCUUCAGGAACGCUCGGGGCUUCCCACUGCGUAUUCGUUUGAUCGGGUAUUUUCAGGCGACUGCUCCUCAAAACAGGUCUAUGAAGAGGGAACAAAGGAAAUUGCUCUUUCGGUUGUUAGCGGGAUCAACUCAAGCAUUUUUGCUUAUGGCCAAACAAGUAGUGGAAAAACGUACACCAUGAGUGCACUAACUGAGUACACUGUGGCCGAUAUAUAUGACUAUAUACAAAGGCAUGAAGAACGAGCUUUCGCUCUUAAGUUCUCUGCCAUAGAGAUUUACAAUGAAAAUGUAAGGGAUCUUCUCAGCACGGACAACACUCCACUUAGGCUAAUGGAUGAUCCUGAGAAAGGAACAAUCGUGGAAAAGCUGACCGAGGAAAAAUUAAAUGAUUGGAACCAUUUAAAGAAACUUUUAUCCAUUUGCGAAGCUCAAAGGAAGAUUGGAGAGACUUCCUUGAAUGAACAAAGUUCAAGGUCACAUCAAAUACUCAAACUGACAAUUGAGAGUUCGGCUCGUGAGUUCAUAGGCAAAGGAAACUCAAGUACGCUUUCAGCUAGUGUGUUUUUUAUUGAUCUUGCUGGAAGUGAGCGUGCGUCUCAGGCGAUGUCCGCAGGGACACGAUUAAAGGAAGGAUGCCACAUAAACCGGAGUCUGCUUACUCUUGGGAAUGUUAUUCGAAAACUAAGUAAAGGAAGACAAGGACAUAUCAAUUAUAGGGACUCAAAACUGACCCGGAUCCUGCAUCCCUGCUUGGGCGGCAAUGCUAGAACUACAAUCAUCUGCACCCUGAGUCCUGCACGUAGCCAUGUGGAGCAAUCGAGGAACACACUAUUGUUUGCUAGUUGUGCUAAACAGGUGACAACAAAUGCACAGGUGAAUGUCGUCAUGUCAGACAAAGCUUUGGUCAAACACUUGCAGAAAGAAUUGGCCAGAUUGGAAAGUGAGUUAAGAAGUCCAGCCCCCACAUCAUCCUCUUGUAGCUGUUCAGUGAUCAUCAGAAAGAAAGAUCUUCAAAUUGAGAAGAUGGAGAAGGAGAUAAGGGAGCUUACUAAGCAACGAGAUCUUGCUCAAUCUCGGGUUGAAGAUUUAUUGCAAAUAAUUGGAAAUGAUCAAUCAUUUAAUAAACAGGAACGUCGUAAACACCUUGCAAAGUGGAAAGUACCCGACAAAUGGGAAGAUGAAGGUUCUAUGUCGGACUCGAGUGUGAAUGGUCAUCAUUGUGUAUAUGGUGUCCAAAAUGAAGAAGGUGAAAGUUCUCUUGAGGAUCCGUCUUCACGGACGCCAGUGCAUGGAGAAGAAUGGACAUCGGAGAUGGGAGUUUCUGAUGAUCAGUGUAGAGAGGUUCGAUGUAUUGAGAUGGAAGGAUCGGAUGCUUCUUCAAAUAUGUUUGGAAAUGGGCAUGUUGCUAGCCAUGGAAGCACGGGCAGAAGUUCCCAUCAAAACGGUUUCUUGUAUGGUUCAUUGGAACAAAGGAUCCAGGAAGUGCAAAGAUCUAUUGACUCCCUUGUUAGUCCUCAACCUGAAAAUCCAUCCGGGUGGGAUGGCGCUGCUGAUGCAUCUAGUUCGAGGAGUAUGAAUUUUGAUAGUACACGCAGUUCUAAGUCAAAUUUUACGAAUGGUGUAUCCUUUCCAUCAAGUAAGGAAGAAGAAGAUUAUUCUGAGAGAACCCCUCCGAGUGAAGUUGAGACGGAUUUCUCCGGUAGACCGGGAGAAUUGAAAAAGUUUUCUGUAAUAGAUUAUGGUAUGAACCCGGUAAAGUUAUCGCGGAAUGGAUCUCAAUCGUCAGUUGGAACAGAAGUUGUUGACGAUGUAAGAUCGCUGAGUGGGAAGAAUAACGCAGAUGAGGAGAUUACUAGUGUCCAGACCUUUGUAGCUGGCCUUAAGGAUGCUAAGCUUCAAUAUGAGAAGCAGCUUGGAGAUAGUGAGGUACCUCCUGAACUGAGAAAAACUUUGAGAGACGUAGGAUUGGAUCCAAUGCUUGAUCCAGAAGACAGUACGUUGGACUGGGCUAUAAAAUUCGAAAAGCUUCAGAAAGCUAUAAUUGAGCUUUGGCAAACAUGCAAGGUUUCUUUGGUUCACAGGACCUACUUCUUCCUUCUCUUUAAUGGUGACCCUGCGGACUCCAUUUAUCUGGAGGUAGAGCUGAGGAGGCUUACUUUCCUCAAGGAUUCAUUUACCAUCGGUAACCAUUUGGGUGAUAGUGGACAAGCUCAGAAAUUGUCUUCAAGUGAGAAAGCACUCCGAAAAGAGAGGGAGACACUAACCAAGUUAAUCAACAAAAGGUUCUCAAACGAGGAACGGAAGAAACUCUACUCGAAGUGGGGCAUCAAAGUGGAAUCAAAGCGUAGGCGUUUGCAGCUUGUAUCCCAGUUAUGGACCGAGACAGAGGACAUGGACCAUGUUUCGGAAAGCGCAUCCACAAUUGCUAAACUAGUCAAGUUUUCAGAACAAGGACGGGUUCUCAAAGGUAUGUUUGGGCUUAGCUUCUCACCUCCAAGCCUGAGGAGGAGAUCAUACGGUUGGAUGAAUGCCCGGGCAUCCCUUGUAUGACUUGUGUAGUGUGUAGGCGUCUUAUCUAUAUAUAUAGUCGGAAGUUAGCCACAGAAAAUGUUACAUAUGACUACAAUAUUACCCAUUUCUUUCCACAAUUUUAGGUGAAGAGAUGAUUAUCUAACUCUUGUAAGGUUACUUAGUGUUCAGCAUUACAGGUUGGAAGAUGAUGUUUGGUUUUGGUUUGUGGUGCUGGUGAUUGUAUUUAUUUAACUAAAUUGAUGAAUGGGAAGUUAUUUCUCCAA
Messenger RNA from Amaranthus tricolor (Joseph's coat), 3332 nucleotides. RefSeq names its product kinesin-like protein KIN-7E. The record is from RefSeq and is a predicted model, not a curated record. The coding region runs from base 355 to 3087 and encodes 910 amino acids. The transcript is spliced from 15 exons. Gene Ontology annotation, biological process: microtubule-based movement. NCBI's taxonomy places the organism in Eukaryota, Viridiplantae, Streptophyta, Magnoliopsida, Caryophyllales, Amaranthaceae. Gene Ontology annotation, molecular function: ATP binding; microtubule motor activity; microtubule binding.